This is a messenger RNA of Knipowitschia caucasica, 3645 nucleotides long. Lineage: Eukaryota; Metazoa; Chordata; Actinopteri; Gobiiformes; Gobiidae. The record is from the annotation of a GenBank genome assembly.
AUGGAGCCCUCACAGCCGCAGGGACCAGGACGAGCUGAGAUGGAGCCCUCACAGCCGCAGGGACCAGGACAAGCUGAGAUGGAGCCCUCUCAGCCGCAGGGACCAGGACGAGCUGAGAUGGAGCCCUCACAGCCGCAGGGACCAGGACGAGCUGAGAUGGAGCCCUCACAGCCGCAGGGACCAGGACGAGCUGAGAUGGAGCCCUCACAGCCGCAGGGACCAGGACGAGCUGAGAUGGAGCCCUCACAGCCGCAGGGACCAGGACGAGCUGAGAUGGAGCCCUCACAGCCGCAGGGACCAGGACGAGCUGAGAUGGAGCCCUCACAGCCGCAGGGACCAGGACUAGCUGAGAUGGAGCCCUCACAGCCGCAGGGACCAGGACGAGCUGAGAUGGAGCCCUCACAGCCGCAGGGACCAGGACGAGCUGAGAUGGAGCCCUCACAGCCGCAGGGACCAGGACGAGCUGAGAUGGAGCCCUCACAGCCGCAGGGACCAGGACUAGCUGAGAUGGAGCCCUCACAGCCGCAGGGACCAGGACGAGCUGAGAUGGAGCCCUCACAGCCGCAGCGACCAGGACGAGCUGAGAUGGAGCCCUCACAGCCGCAGGGACCAGGACGAGCUGAGAUGGAGCCCUCACAGCCGCAGGGACCAGGACGAGCUGAGAUGGAGCCCUCACAGCCGCAGGGACCAGGACGAGCUGAGAUGGAGCCCUCACAGCCGCAGGGACCAGGACUAGCUGAGAUGGAGCCCUCACAGCCGCAGGGACCAGGACGAGCUGAGAUGGAGCCCUCACAGCCGCAGGGACCAGGACGAGCUGAGAUGGAGCCCUCACAGCCGCAGGGACCAGGACGAGCUGAGAUGGAGCCCUCUCAGCCGCAGGGACCAGGACAAGCUGAGAUGGAGCCCUCACAGCCGCAGGGACCAGGACAAGCUGAGAUGGAGCCCUCUCAGCGGCAGGGACCAGGACGAGCUGAGAUGGAGCCCUCACAGCCGCAGCGACCAGGACGAGCUGAGAUGGAGCCCUCACAGCCGCAGGGACCAGGACGAGCUGAGAUGGAGCCCUCACAGCCGCAGGGACCAGGACGAGCUGAGAUGGAGCUCUCACAGCCGCAGGGACCAGGACGAGCUGAGAUGGAGCCCUCGCAGCCGCAGGGACCAGGACGAGCUGAGAUGGAGCCCUCUCAGCCGCAGGGACCAGGACAAGCUGAGAUGGAGCCCUCACAGCCGCAGGGACCAGGACAAGCUGAGAUGGAGCCCUCUCAGCGGCAGGGACCAGGACGAGCUGAGAUGGAGCCCUCACAGCCGCAGGGACCAGGACGAGCUGAGAUGGAGCCCUCACAGCCGCAGGGACCAGGACGAGCUGAGAUGGAGCCCUCACAACCGCAGGGACCAGGACGAGCUGAGAUGGAGCCCUCACAGCCGCAGGGACCAGGACGAGCUGAGAUGGAGCCCUCGCAGCCGCAGGGACCAGGACGAGCUGAGAUGGAGCCCUCGCAGCCGCAGGGACCAGGACGAGCUGAGAUGGAGCCCUCGCAGCCGCAGGGACCAGGAGAGGCUGAGAUGGAGCCCUCACAGCCGCAGGGACCAGGACGAGCUGAGAUGGAGCCCUCACAGCCGCAGGGACCAGGACGAGCUGAGAUGGAGCCCUCACAGCCGCAGGGACCAGGACGAGCUGAGAUGGAGCCCUCACAGCCGCAGGGACCAGGACAAGCUGAGAUGGAGCCCUCACAGCCGCAGGGACCAGGACGAGCUGAGAUGGAGCCCUCACAGCCGCAGGGACCAGGACGAGCUGAGAUGGAGCCCUCACAGCCGCAGGGACCAGGACGAGCUGAGAUGGAGCCCUCACAGCCGCAGGGACCAGGACGAGCUGAGAUGGAGCCCUCACAGCCGCAGACAGAGGACACAGGUCUAAUAAAGCAGCCGACCACACAGCGCUCACACCUGGUCCUCAGGAGCAUCUCUCAGCGGCGCCUGGCUCCUCUGGUCCACUCCUUCUGGGACACGAUGGAGACCGCAGACCUCUCUCAGCGCGAGGCCCGAGCCAGGGUGGCUCAGCUGUUCCUGGACAUCGUGACCACGGCCUGUCAGGAGGUCCUGGUGGUCUUCAAGGACUUUGUGUCCGGCUCAAGUCCAGCAGAAGCUCCUGCAGUGACGCAGAGCAGUGUGAAGAGGGCGCUGUGGGGACACAUGUUCAAGUCCAGAUGUUGCAGACCACGGGAGGAGUCUGAGAGCCAGCUGCUGGACCUGGCCAGUCUGGAGGUGGCCAACCAGGUCAACACCACUCUGUCCCAGGACCAGGACCAGGAGGACCAGCAGAAGGCACGAACUACAGAGCCUCAGGAGGAGGUCACCAAGUCCCAGCGUCUGAGGAUCAUGGAGGCUCUGAGGAAGUACUGCCCAUGUCUUUGUCCUCAGUCCAGCCCUGGACCUCAGGACAGGUCUCUGAGGUCCACGGAACAACCUGGACUGGAAGACUACAGCCAGGACCCACUGAGGUCCACUGAGCAGGACUACAGCCAGGACCUCCAUCAGGACCUCCAUCAGGACCUCCAGCAGGAGAAGCAGCAGGCUCAGAUGCAGCAGUCCUCUUCGUACAGUCUGACAGCAGACCCUGUGAGAGCGAGGGACCUCCUGGAGCUGGAGGCUGUGAAGAUGAGCGGAGAUGAUCUGAGUGAGGGUUCCCUGGUCCAGAGGAGCCCAGACACAGCUCCUGGUGAGCUCCUCCUGGAGGAGAGACUUGGUGAAGGAGGUCCUUUAGAAGCGGUCCUCGUUCAGGACACAAAGACUGAGGCCCGACCUCAGAAGAACAAGUUCCUCUGUCGCUCCUGCUGCGCUAGCAACUGUCUGAAGAAACUAGCAAGAAAACUGUGUGGUCCCACACUGACCACUCCCCCCAGAGACACUCUGCAGGAGGCCUCUGUGCCUGAGGAGGUGAAGCUGAAGGAGGAGGUGAAGCUGAAGGAGGAGGAGGAGGUGAAGCUGAAGGAGGAGGAGCCUGAGCUGGACGAGAAGGCUCAGGCCCUGGAGGAGUUCGCUCUGCUGCUGGCAAACCCCCAGAAGGAGGUCCAGUGUGUCCCUGGAGGUCCCUUUGAGCAGGAGGUCCAGUGUGUCCCUGGAGGUCCCUUUAAGCAGGAGGUCCAGUGUGUCCCCGGAGGUCCCUUUGAGCAGGAGGUCCAGUGUGUCCCUGGAGGUCCCUUUAAGCAGGAGGUCCAGUGUGUCCCUGGAGGUCCCUUUGAGCAGGAGGUCCAGUGUGUCUCUGGAGGUCCCUUUGAGCAGGAGGUCCAGUGUGUCCCUGGAGGUCCCUUUGAGCAGGAGGUCCAGUGUGUCGCCGGAGGUCCCUCUGAGCAGUGGGACCUCCCCCACGUGGUGGGCCUGGUGUACGAGCUGGUGUCCCGCAUCCUGCAGACCAACAAGUUUGUGGAUCUGAAGGAUCUGUCUGCGGCUCUGCUGCAGAAGCUGCAUCAGCAGAUGAAAGACUGGAAGAUCAAAGUCAAAGCGGACACUGUCCACAUCAAAGAGGUGUCCAAGCGGGUGUACAGGGACCUCUGCUUGGGACGCCCCAGGAACUGGGUCACUCUGGACAGUCUGAUCCGACAGGACUACCUCGAAGAGAUCGUCCUCACCAUCCGCAGGUAUCUGGUCUAA